ACGUACCAGGAUGCAAUGCGAGUUGCCGCUAUGAUCGAUGAUGCAGAAAACAUGGCUUCCUCAAUCACUCCAACUCAGUGGGAAGAAUUGAGGAAGAAAGCAAGACAACUUGAAAACGAGAUCGACCUGAAACUUGUGUCGUUUAGCAAGUUAGGAACAAAUUACAGUCAUCGUGAUGGCUUCAAGGAGAGUUCUGAUACGUCACCACUUUUAAACAGUUCUUCGAGUGAACGACUUUUCGAAACUAUGGGACUAGAAAUUGAACAACUGUUAUCCAAGUUGACAGAGGUCAAUGACUCGAUGGCCGAGUACACUGCUGGUUUCAAUUUGGGUCAACCUAAUGCUACCCAGCUUCAUACGCUCCAGAGACACAGAGAUAUUCUACAGGGCUAUUCGCAUGAGUUUUCAAAGACAAAGGCUAAUAUUCAAGCCUUCAGAGACAGAGAGGAUUUGCUUGGAUCAGUUCAUAGAGAUAUCAAUGCAUACAAGACUGGAAUGAAUAGGAGAACAGACCUGUACCUUAAAGAAAAUGAGCAUAUAAGAAAUUCUGAUCGAAUGGCAGAUGAAGUGAUUGGAGUUGCACUGGCCACAAAAGAAAAUCUUCAAAGCCAACGAGGUGUUCUUCACGGUGUCACCAACAGGCUUAGUGCUGUCACUAAUCGUUUCCCCGCAUUGAACAGUUUAAUGCAGCGUAUAAACGUCAGGAAAAGACGGGACUCGAUCAUAUUAGCCAGUGUUAUCUCUAUAUGUAUUAUACUGAUGCUCAUAUACGCGCUUGGAUGAACAUGACAAUUACCCGAAUCUAUGGUUCCGAUGAACAAUGACGACAAUCUCUCCGAAAAUCCACCGAAAGAUUAUCGAUAAGAAACACUCGGGCGCUGGUUGGUCAGUUCCAGUUUCCCCCACUGGCAGUGCAUCUUUCCAUAAGAAUUGAAGUAUUUAUGAAUUAUUACCAAGUGGUUCUUUCUAAGAGAACCUGUGGCGUGUUUUUGACGACAAAGAUGAAUUUUAAGGGACACUGAGUAGGUCGAACACGGAUCUGCUGGCUUUAAAGAUAACAAGAAACAAUUAAAAUGCGAGUUUUCCUGUGCACGGCUUAGAAGAUUAAGAAAUCGGAGUAUUUUCUCAACCUGAAUAGAGACAUAGAGAUAAAGCGGUUUUGGACCCAAAGUAUACUCAAUCGCCAUGUAGCGAAAAUUGAAAUUCUACACACUCCCGAUGUUUUCAGGGAAGUCUAUUACAUUUCCACGUAAAGAACGAUGGGAGGGUAUGAGUAACUUGAUGGCGUGGAUAAAAACGCAGAUAUUUUUUUUUUUUGGAUAAACUACAGAAUUCAGGACCACUUUUGAUCAUCCCACCAAACGAGCCAGCUCGUUUGGCUCGUUUGCUCAUUUGUCAUCCACUGCCGAGCCAAGCGAGCCAAACGAGCCACUAAAUAUAUGCACCCCAGUAUUGUGUUAUUUUCGGUUGUUUUAAUUUCUUUAUCGUGUGCUGACCAUUGUCACGCAAUCUAAGAGGUUGCGUGACCCGGAAAAAGAGCCACUGUGUGAAGAAGGGUUCUGUUCGCGUAGUGUUUGGUGCAUUGUAUGAUGAGCGGAGAACAGCACCAGCCGAAUGUAUUGACAGUUGUUGUCUUCAGUAUUUGUUGCAAAUGACAUGGUAUUAUUGAUUGAUGUGUAAAAGGCUGGCAAUUUAAUUGGGUAACUUCUUUAUCUGUUGAAACGGACCGCGUGUUGUAUCGAAUAGCUUGAAAUCGGCGAAACACAAUUUUUGUUUUUUUGUUUUGCAGUGUUACUUUAAAUUAUUUAAUGAACGACUGUCGGUGGAAAAUGGUUUGUUUGGCAGUGCAAAAAAAAAAAAAAAAAAAAUUCCCCAAAAAAUCUGAUAUCAGAGGCAAUUGAUUUGUGUGUUUACUCAGUGUCUGUUUAAUUUUCGCGUUGUCUUCGACACUUAAUUUUCCCUUACCAAUGGCUUGGUGUUCUUAAGAAAUCAAGCAAUCAAAACACGAUAAAAUGGAACCAGGAUAGAAGUCAGUUUUUUAAUUCAGUUCCACAACAUCUCUAUAACUGAGUGAGUACCGCGAGAGGCUGCAUCUUGGCUGACUAAUUUCAAUCUGAAAUGUUAAAUUAAGAGAGAAAUGUUCGAAAACAUGAAUCUAGAAUAGCCUUUAUCCUGGAUUAGGAAUGGCUGACAGAUCUGCCGAGUACGUCAAAAAUGUGACGCUGGUAUAAAACCAGUUACCAUUUUUGGUCACAAUUGAUUUGUGUAGUAAUGGUAUAAAUAUGUAAAUAAAUCAAAAUUAAAGAUCUGAAAUCUGG
Messenger RNA from Orbicella faveolata, 2318 nucleotides. RefSeq names its product Golgi SNAP receptor complex member 1-like. The record is from RefSeq and is a predicted model, not a curated record. Gene Ontology annotation, biological process: inter-Golgi cisterna vesicle-mediated transport; vesicle fusion; endoplasmic reticulum to Golgi vesicle-mediated transport. Lineage: Eukaryota; Metazoa; Cnidaria; Anthozoa; Scleractinia; Merulinidae. Gene Ontology annotation, molecular function: SNAP receptor activity. Gene Ontology annotation, cellular component: cis-Golgi network; Golgi membrane; Golgi medial cisterna.